Canariomyces notabilis is the source of this 3231-nucleotide messenger RNA. RefSeq lists its product as uncharacterized. NCBI's taxonomy places the organism in Eukaryota, Fungi, Ascomycota, Sordariomycetes, Sordariales, Chaetomiaceae. The transcript is spliced from 4 exons. The annotation marks the transcript as partial. Gene Ontology annotation, biological process: positive regulation of transcription by RNA polymerase II; DNA-templated transcription. Gene Ontology annotation, molecular function: zinc ion binding; sequence-specific DNA binding; DNA-binding transcription factor activity, RNA polymerase II-specific. The record is from RefSeq and is a predicted model, not a curated record.
AUGGACAACGCCGAGUUUUAUCACCUACUCCCCGUGAUCCCUCCGCAGCCGCAGCAUUUCUACCCCGGAAAACCUCCAGUUCCGGCGCCGUAUCCGUAUCCAUGGGACAGUCAGGAGAGCGAAGCGCCCAAUCGCAUCGCGCAUACUCUCACGGCGUGUUGCAGAUGCCGGCAGAGGAAGACGAGAUGUGACCCCACCCUCCCGCGGUGUCUACCCUGCGAACGGUCUGGCUCGACGUGCGAGUACUAUGACAGCACCAAGGGGAAGAGGAUCAACCGCUCCUACGUUGUCAACCUCCAAAAGAGGGUGCGCCAGCUCGAGGCCGACCUAUCCCAGUACACGGAUGAGGAGAGCGACUACCCACACAGCUAUGACGACAUGGUUCGUCCCGGCGGAAUGGUCCGCCUGGGCGAGACGGGCGAGAGCGCCCGCUAUCUCGGGCCCAGCAGCGGCAUCGCCAUGACACGACUGCUUAUGGAGGAAGCCAAGAGGUACACCGAGUCUCAGAGGAUAGCCGAUCUGAUCCCCGAACUGCGAGCCCGGAGGAUUGACAGGAGGGACCGCAUGCAGAGCAUAGUGACAGGAGGAAGUAUCAGCGGUCCUUCCAGCAGGAAAAGGAGCUUUCCUGCAAACAGCGUUAUUCCCGCGCCAUCCCUGCCUAGCAGGGAGACUGUUGACGGCCUAGUGCGCAUUUUCAACGAGAGAGUCCAGGUCUUUACACCCAUCCUGCACGAAAAGGUAUUCCGAGAGGACUUGGAAGCCGUGUUCGCUGGCGACAAGGACCCGUAUAGACAUUUUAUCGUGAACAUGGUAGUUGCGAUCAGUCUGCAGAAGAUGGACGGGUAUCCGGGCCUCGCUGCGAGCUACUAUCUCAGCGCCAUGCAACACUUUGAGGACGUGGUGCGCCCCAAGGAUCUCAAAACGCUACAAUGUCUGUGUCUUAUCGGCCAGUACUCGCUUCUGACGCCUACAAGGACCGCAACAUAUUACAUAAUUGGGCUCGCAGUAAGGAUAUGCCAGCAGCUCGGCCUAGGGGACGAGCGAACCAUCGCAGUGGGCUCGCCGGACCCCCAGACUCUUGACAUGAGGCGGAGGUUGAGCUGGAUUGUCACCACGCAGGAGUUUGGCCUUUCGCAUAUUAUGGGGCGUCCGAACGGGUUCGCAAAGAGCGAUGACCUUAUGAACGUUGAGUUCUUUGAGGCCGUUGCGGACGGGGACAUCACCCCUGAAGGCAUUCACCCGGGCCGCCCCUGCGAGCGGAAGGCGGUUGCUAUUUACUUCUGCAAGAUGAGGCUACUGCAGGCAGAAAUCCGCCGGAUGCUCUACGAAAAGAGCCGACCGGGGCCGACGCACGAGAGUCAUCCGUGGUUCGCUCAAGUGGAGCAGAAACUCAAGGAUUGGCUUGAAGAUUGCCCCGAACAGCCUCCAUGGUGCAAGCCCUGGUUUACUGGUCGAUAUCACAACAUGAUCAUUUCCAUCUAUCGGCCUUCCCCUCAGGUGCCACGGCCGACUAGCCAGGCCGCAGCGAAAUGCUUUGUGGGGUCGCGGUACAUCAUCGGCUUGACGUCUCGGCAGGUACAGCAGGGUGCAGUAGAUGUCACUUGGGUGUUCCUGCUGACCAUCUACUCGGCUCUGAAUGCCCUUCUCUGGUCCAUUUCCUAUCCCGAGGUCAGGGCAGAGCAUCCACAGACUGAAGUAGAGGAUCUUGCAAGGACGGCUUUAGAGACCAUCACGAACUGUUCCGAUCGGUGGCCUGGAUCAUCCUCUGCGAUUCAACUAUACACCGUAUUUGCCAACGCCUGCCUACAGAGCUAUCAGGUCAAAGAGGAAACCCCGUCGCCUGUUUCAAGCAGUCAGCUCGACACUCCAGUAUCGUACGCUGACCCCUUAUCACCCGAAUCCGACAUGUCGGGAAGCACGCAUACACAAGCGCAGUCACAGGUGGCAUCGUCAUUGUUCAACAGGUCGCCCUUUGGAUAUGUUUUCGAAGCGACACCAGAGCUCCCUGCUGAGUAUGGCUUCGACGGUGGCCAUAUCCAGAAUCAGCCCACUUUCCGUUCAAAUUCCAUUUUCAUGAGCCCGUCAUCAGAUUCGAAUGGCCGCAGGCUAUCCAAUCUUGCGCCCGACUCUUCCCAGUCACACGAGGGUUCCGCACCUGAGCGCCUCGGAACCACCCCGCCUCCUCCGAUGAUGAUGCACCGGAACAACCCGUCACCCGCCCCGCCUGCUACCCCCAUAUCAGUAGCCUCCUUGCCCACACCGCCAGAAUCACUUGCUCCGCCGCCCUCCGUUCGUGGUACCAACACCACACCAUCCCCGAGGCUGACCCCGGCCACACAGACAGCCACUCCAAACCCAACACCCACUCUGCGGCCCGUCAGUCCGGCUGCGCCGUCUCAACAUCCCAGCCCAGCAGCGCGGCCAAUUGUAAUGGUAAAGCAAGAACCUUUAACCUUUCCACCCGAGUUCAAACGGCUCCCACAGCACUACCACCAACAACAACAGCAGCAGCAAUCAUGCAUACCCCUUCCUCGAACUACUCAGAGAACGGCGGCACCAACGUCAACACCUCCAGCCUUCACCAUACCGCCCCCGCCUCACCAGCGACCACUCCCGUCAGCAGCCUCAGCGGCAACGGUGACUGUAACCGACUGGUUCAACCCCCCACCGCCCUUCAUCUCACCGCAUGCUUUUUCGGGUGGCGGAGCCGGAGCCGGAGCCAGGAUGACGGCCCCCCCCCCGCCCUCGUUCCUCUCCCCCUGGGACGUGGACGCGGCAGCCCCAAAUCCCUUCAUUGGCCUCGGCUUGGGCGGGAACGAGACCGGGACCGGCAGCCAGCCACCAUCCGCACAAACACAAACCCAGACUCAAACCCAAGGGCAUGCACAGGGACAGGCACAGGGCCAAGGACAGGGACAGGGACAGGGGGGUUGGAAUAUCCCCUGGCAAGCACAAUCACAGCAGCAGCAACAACAACAUCAUCCGGGUGGGAAUGGUGGCAGUGGGUUUGGCGUGUAUAACGGGUUUGGAUUCCCCCCGUCGUCAGCGUCGGCGUCAGCGUCGUCUGCUGCUGCCCUCGCGGACUUUGGUGGCGGUGGCGGUCUGUUGGGCCAGCGACAUGGCAGUCUCAGCCAUGAACAGCAGCUGGAGCUGAUGGAUGUCCUGGAGACGGAGGGCAUGCAGGAUAUUGAAGGGUUCUUGAGCAUGGGUAUGGGUGUGGGCGGGAUUGGU